CUAAGAGUAUCGGUUCACAUCGGACACAUAACAACGUUGGAUCACAACAAACAACUCAAAAUCCGGAAGCAAUACCAUAACUGCUUUUGAUAGCUCCUCGUACGCUCUCUUUUAACUACUAGCUUUUUUUAUUAUGAAUCUUCCUAUAACGUUAAUACGUUGAUUUGUAUUAUCUUCAUAGGAAAGUCAUGCAAAACGAUAAGGAUCGUAACGCAAAUGUUUACACCUGUAUUUGUUUUAGCACGGACAAUAUUUUCCUUGAGGAGUUCAAACUUCAUGCCAGAUUUCUAUCCGAGCAGCAGUUAGAACGAAUUAUCAAGCGGUGGGUAUCUACUACUAGCUAACUAGCCAGUACAGUAGAUCUGCAAAGAAUUGUCAUGGUAAAGCAUCUUGUUGGAUAAACGUAAUAGCUAGCUAGAAACCAAACUUUUAGUAACCAAACUUCUGUUUGCGUAACAGGUUUUAAGAAAGCUUGGCUGCUCCACUAACACACAGUUCAAGGAUAUCCUGACAAAGGCAAGCACGCAUUUUGAGUAUGUUAUUAAAAUUGUACUGAAUUAUUAAUCUCGAAAACCAGAGCGUUGGAAAAUUGUGGGAGGCAACGCGGAUGUCUAGAGACACUACUGAAGGAUAAUUCCAUUUUAAUAUGUGGUUAAAUGUUUCCUUUCUAGAUUGCCAAAGAAAUUCAAAGGCGCCAGAGCCUUGGUGUGAAGUCAGCUGAGAGAGCUGUUGCCAUAAAGGAGAUUUAUAAACCCCUUCAUGACCAUGUCUACCAUCUACAGGUAGGAAGAAAGCCUGCAAUACUGUAGUCUCCAUACACACUAAGACUGUACAGUGUAAUAUUUGACUUACACUAUCUCUUCAGGAGUCCUAUCUGGCUCCAGAGUUUAAGCAGAUGGUGGAUUAUUGAGUUUAAUGCAGACAGAAGCAGUUGAGUUUUCCAUAGAGUUCCUAUUUGAAAUAGGUGAUGCAUGUCAUUAUUUUUCAUUUUUUGAAGUCAAAGAUCUCGUGCUUUCCUGUGUUUAAAAAAAGCUUCUGUGAUGAGCUGAUAGAAGAGAUGGAACACUUUGAACAGUCUACAGUGCCCAAUGGCAGACCCAACACAAUGAAUAACUACGGGGUAUGCUUCCUCUUUCAUAUAAAAUAAAUCUGGAGGCUAUUAGAUAUGGAGACUUCAGGCAAAAUGCUCAAUGUAUCAAGGGUUACCUGUGGUAACUCAUGUUCAUUUUGUUUGUGAUUAUCUUUUGUCCACACAGAUCCUUCUGAACGAGCUAGGGUUUGACGAUGGCUUCACUACCCCUCUCCGUGAGCAGUAUCUGCAGCCUCUCACAUCUCUGCUCUACCCUGAAUGUGGGGGACGCUGCCUAAACAGCCACAAGGCCUUCAUAGUGAAAUACGACAUGCAUGAAGACCUGGACCUCAGCUACCACUACGACAACGCAGAGGUCACUCGCAACGUGUCUCUGCAGAAAGAGUUCACUGAAGGGAACCUCUACUUUGGUGACAUGAGACAGGUACCUAGUCAGAGCCAGAUUCGGAAGUGUAAUAACACAAUAUCCCAUUAUUAUAGAUAUUGAAAUGUAUGAAUUGACCUUAUGUAGAAUGAAAUAACAAAUAAAGCAGGGCUCUUGGUUUAGAUUCAUACUAUCUCUCAUUGAUUCCGCACACUGUGGUUUUAAAACCAUGCCAGUUUACACAGGUUACACACUGUUAUAUUUCAGAUUGUGAAAUCUCCCAGAAGAGUUAGUUGCACAAACAAAAGUCGCCACAGCCCUAUGAGUAAACGUUCUCAUUGUUAGUCUAGUGUGGCUCAGUGGUUAAUAUUGUUUUUCCUGACCCUGCAGGUGCCUCUGAGUGAGAGCGUGUACGGAGGUAGAGCAGAGAGUGACAGAGGGUCUUCUCCACAGAGUACAACACAUGCCCAUCUCCUCUGGCCAGCGCUGGAACCUCAUUGUCUGGAUGAGGUCCUCACAGGAGAGGAACAAACUGUGCCCCAUGUGCAACAAGAAGCCCACCUUGGUCGAGGGAUAGGGCUUCGCAGAAGGCUUCACCAGUGACUCAGGGAUGUCUCUUCUACAGAAUGUAACUUAAUGCUGCUGGUCCAUAUGUAUUUGUGUAUGUUCGUAUAACUUGUCUGGAUAUCUGCUUAUUGUGGAGAUUAUCGCAUGUGCGAAAAAAUAGUUGUGGAGAGGAAACAUGAUAGACAUUAGGAACAUAGAGAGGCUCUUCACCACUUCUACAUAAUACCUCACUACAAACUUCAUUACACAGUGUCACAAUUAUUCCUAUCUUUUCUAAAACAUAAUGUCCA
Molecule: messenger RNA, 2311 nt
Organism: Coregonus sp. 'balchen'
Lineage: Eukaryota; Metazoa; Chordata; Actinopteri; Salmoniformes; Salmonidae
Source: the annotation of a GenBank genome assembly